UAUAAAAUUGCUAUUCUUGGAACCCCAAGGAAACUAGACAAGUCCAACUUCGUCUCUGACUUUGUUAAAGCUUCAAAAUCUAUUAUUAUAACUUAGCAAAACUCACAAUAAAGAAAAGCACAAAAAGGACUAGCAAGAAAUGAAGAAAAAAAGGCCUUUCCUUUUAUAUUUUCUUUUAUCGUCAAAGUUCCCAUAUGCAAUUCGAUCUUAAUCUUCCUAUUUAGAAGAGUAAAACUUUUUAUGGCUAUAAAUCCGCCGCUAAAACCAUUAAAAAACCCUAAUUAUCCCAAUUCUUCAUUCCAAGAAAACCCAAAAUUUCCCAACUUCUUUAUUCUUCAUGGCGACAGAAGCUACCACAACAAAGUUCCAAAAUUCAGACUUCCGGCCGGUGCCACAUCCGGCGGCAGUGCCGCCGGAUUUCCAUCCGGAAGUGACGGUGAGUCCCCAUGACGGGCUUUACUUUUGGCAGUUCAUGAUUGCUGGCUCCAUCGCCGGCUGCGUUGAGCAUAUGGCUAUGUUCCCUGUUGACACCGUCAAGACCCAUAUGCAAGCUCUCGGCUCUUGCCCCAUCAAAUCGGUGGGUGUACGUCACGCCCUCCGUUCCAUCCUCCAAUCCGAAGGCCUCCCAGGCUUAUACCGGGGAAUCGGGGCCAUGGGACUUGGGGCUGGCCCGGCCCAUGCCGUUUACUUUUCUGUAUACGAAGUUUGCAAGAAGUAUUUUUCGGGUGGGAACCCGAAUAACUCGGGGGCUCACGCGGUUUCCGGUGUUUUCGCGACGGUAGCGAGCGACGCCGUUUUUACGCCUAUGGAUAUGGUGAAACAGAGGUUACAGUUAGGUAAUAAUGCUGCUUGUAGAGGGGUGUUUGAUUGUGUUAAGAAAGUUCUGAAAGAGGAAGGUUUUGGGGCGUUUUAUGCUUCCUACAGGACGACGGUGCUUAUGAAUGCGCCUUUUACGGCGGUUCAUUUUGCAACAUAUGAGGCGGCGAAAAGGGGUUUGAUUGAGAUUUCACCAGAGAGUGCAAGUGAUGAGCGGGUGAUUGUCCACGCUACGGCUGGUGCCCUUGCUGGAGCUUCUGCUGCGGUUGUCACUACGCCGCUUGAUGUGGUCAAAACUCAGUUGCAGUGUCAGAUUUGGGAUUGUAGAUCGCUAGUUCAGAGAAGUUUCCUCGAUAUACCUCGUGCAAAGAUUGUGGUCAUUUCAACGGCGUUCUAUUGUACUGAUUUUUCUUUCCUGAGCUGUGUUUUAUGAGGUGAGCAUGGAAAAAGCUCCAACCUCUCAAGUAUUUAGCAUUUUAGUUGGUUUUGGUAACCAUUUAAAAGGAAUAUUCAGAUGGAAUGCAAUUAUAUCCUAGAAUUUAUUAUUAAAUUGUUCAAUGUAAGGAGAAAGUAUUUAUUUAAAAUAAAAAAAGGGGAGAUUUGUUGAAACUAGAAUCCCCGCCUUCAAUUCUGUUUUAAGGCCAAAAUGUUUACUCGGAACCAUUUUCAACACUUUAAGUGUAUUUUGUUCUAUAUAAAAUACUGUAGAAGAAUCCUGAGCAUGGAUAAAUAAGGGGUCUCUCUUUCAAGGUUUAGUUGUAUAGUCCGCAGUGGAAAGGACUAAGCCAUUUGGCAGGAUACAGAUUGACAUGAGAUUUUUGUACUGCAGCUAUCAUAGAAGUUGCGAAGGAAAAACAGAUAUCAUAACCAAUAUGGCAGGUUUUUUGUCCAAACCCCUUCUGUUACCUGAGCCUUGUUCGAUACGCCAAUGCCUUCUGUUACCCCCGAUCUUCUCCAUCCUCUGAACCUCAUCCAGGAUAGCAACACUUUCUGUGUCCUGAACCUCCUCCGUUUUCGGAACGUCAUCCAAGAUACCAGAGCUAGGUGUGGUUACCACCUGACCCACAAUCACAGUGAUAUCAUCAAGCUUUCCACCUGUUAAAAAAAAAUUAAUCGUAAUAAAACAAAAAUCAUGUCAACUGUGGAUAAAUAGAAAUUAAACCAUUAUCACAAGAAAAAUAAAAGAAAACGCGUCUGUCAGCUUCAUCCCAAGAAUUUUCUUCCAAAAAGGAACAUCCAGACCCUGUAAAGAAAUAGCAACAAGACGACAUGUUAAAUUCAUUACAGAGGGGCAGUUUAACUUUUCUCAAAAAUAGUACUACUUUGGAGACGACAUGGAAUUUUACUUAGCUGUACUGGAGGAGAUUACAAAGGUGAACGUUGGAGAUUGUCUUGAAAACCAACGAAACCGGCCACAUUGGCCGUUCAUUUAGGGGAAGCUUCAACACACAUUCAUUUUUCGUGCUUUGGUCAUAUAGUGCCAGUAAUU
This is a messenger RNA of Durio zibethinus, 2305 nucleotides long. RefSeq lists its product as uncharacterized. Gene Ontology annotation, cellular component: mitochondrial membrane. Gene Ontology annotation, biological process: iron import into the mitochondrion. Gene Ontology annotation, molecular function: ferrous iron transmembrane transporter activity. The record is from RefSeq and is a predicted model, not a curated record. NCBI's taxonomy places the organism in Eukaryota, Viridiplantae, Streptophyta, Magnoliopsida, Malvales, Malvaceae.